AUGAUUGAUCAAUGCUUCCUUGAUUUUCUGUCUUGUUUUGUUCGCGUGUGUUGUUCGGUUCAGCCAAGUGCAAAUGACUUUUUGGCAGAGAGUCAGGACGCCGCAGGAGAAUCGAGAGACCGGUUUCGGGGGGCCACCCACAAAGGUCAAUCGCCAAUCUCCCAAGGCGAUGAUCUUGCCUCUUCCUUUGGCCAUCUUAGGCCGGCCAAUCCCGGCGCACAUCAGCAGCACCACACGGCCGACUCGCGCGACGGUGGACGACCUCCGUUUUGUGAUGCUGGCACAGACAGUCAUACGGUCUUGGGGGGGGGGGGGGGGGGCUCGUCGAUCCGUUCUGUCUUCUCAGCCAGCAAGUCACCUCCUCCUCCUCCUCCUCCUCCUCCUCCUCCUUGCCGGACCUGACAGCACACAGCGGGCGACAGAUCAGCACAAACUAUGAGCACGUUGACGUUGACAUGGCAUGCUCUGGAUUCAAUCUGAAGUUCGGAGCCGUCCCUGGGCGCCACUUAGAUGUGCCUCCCUCCCAUCCCCAUCCCCAUUCCCGUCCCGCUCCACGUUCGCCAGGGGCGGCGUCGAUUGGCCGCCUGCGCCCACGAUGGCCUGGCGAUGCGGCUCAUUGGUUCGUUUCCCACUAUGUGGCUUCAGUGCCAUCCGCCAAUGCCGCGAUUCAAGGUUGACGCUUGUCACUCUGGAGUCUCCCGCUAUGGCACGCACGCAUGCACGCACGCACAAUGACGUCUGUAGCUGAGCUCUGAUGCUCACCUUC
This is a messenger RNA of Colletotrichum destructivum, 766 nucleotides long. RefSeq lists its product as uncharacterized. The record is from RefSeq and is a predicted model, not a curated record. NCBI's taxonomy places the organism in Eukaryota, Fungi, Ascomycota, Sordariomycetes, Glomerellales, Glomerellaceae. The transcript has a single exon. The coding region runs from base 1 to 402 and encodes 133 amino acids.